CACCACUUCCUCCCAGCAGCCAACACCCUCGACCAACCACCCACCAUGACCUCCCCCCAGCCGGUUGCCCUCUCAACGACGAAGCGCAAAUUCCACAAACUCCUCGACAACCUCCACGCCAACAAAUCCACACCCAACCUCUCCUCCUCACUCCGAAGCGCCAAUACCUCUACAACCUCCCUCGCCGUUCCCACCACCACCGAACCCCCUUCCAAACGCUCUCGCCACUCCGACAUCUCCAUGCUCUCCCGCAUAUCCAUGGAUAAGCCGCGCCCGCACGCCAGCCCCAGCACCAUCCGCUCGGUCAGGUCGAAGACCACCACGGCGUCGACGCCCCCGCGGAAGACGCCGAACUACGCGCCGUACAGCCAAGACGCGUUUCUAGCGCGACUCAAGACGUUCGCGGAUGUGAAGCUGUGGACGAUGAAGCCGGACGCGAUAAACGAGGUGCAGUGGGUGAAGAGGGGGUGGGUGUGCGAGGCGUGGAAUACCGUUGCUUGCAAGGGGGGCUGCGAGGCUAGAGUGGUAGUGAGUCUGCGGCCGAAGCGGAAGGACGAGAAGGGGGAGGAGAUUGAGGGGUCGGAGGAUUGGAGCGUGGAUGUUGAAGAGGAGCUGGUAGCGGCGUAUGCGGAGAGGAUUGUGGAGGGGCAUGCCGAGUUUUGUUUGUGGAGGAGGGCGGGGUGUAAGAAGGAUAUCUAUCAUAUCCCGAUUGCGCGCCGCGAUGUCUGCGAAGCGGAUCUCUCACGGCGGUAUCAGUCUCUCAAAGCGAUUGAGGCACACCUCCCUCCGUUCGAGUGUGUCAAAUACACCGGCAUCGAUCCGGAGUCCCUCAUCAAGUGCUUGCCAUCUUCUUUCUUCGCUGCCACCGAAGAGAGCGUUGCUGCCGAAGAUGAUACACCACCAUCCAUCACAGCCUUCGCCUUUGCCCUCUUCGGCUGGAACGGCGUCGCCCAAGAUGGCCUCUAUCUCGCACAAUGCUCCCACUGCUUUCAACGCGUGGGGCUAUGGCUCUACACUAAAGAGCGCAUUACGACCAUGGCCAAGAAAGUCAACGCAGAAGAAUCUCAACUCCGACUCAACCUCCUCGAAACCCACCGCGAGCACUGCCCCUGGAAGAACGCGGAGGCGCAGGCUAACCCGCCAGACGGACAAGUGGCGGGCUUUGCGGCGUGGCGGACGCUGCAGUAUGUACUUGGUGUCAACAAGAGGCGGGACACUACGGCGACGCAGAAUAGUGCAGAGGUUGGUGGGGAGGUGAACGGGGAAGAGAGGAAAGAUGAGGAGGGGAAGGGGGAUGAUGAUCUUGCGGGGAGGUGGCAGCGGUUGAAGAGUAAGUUGAAGAGGUCGACUAGCAAACGAAGCUUGAAGUCCCCAGGGAAGGGCGGAGAUUCCUAAGGUUGUGGCUCCAUGCUGACAAUAGGAUUCUCCUGAAGCGUGGUGCCUCUGCUCUAUGGAGAAGCGACGUUGACUCUACUACCAUUAUCGCCUGGUACAGCCCUAGGCUUAUGGGAUUAGUAUGUGGCGACGUUGGAUGGCGAUUUUGGGAAAAGAUAUGCUUGCGAUUAUGGUUCAUCUUCCGAAGAUUAUGAAUCACGGCAAAAGGGUUAUGAGAAUAUUAUAAUUUGGAGAUCUAGUUAUCAGGCUAGGACUGUCACGCCUCAUGGGGUCAAAAACGAUUGCAUAUGACUACCACAGCCAUUUUUCUAUCGAUCGAAGAUGACGGAUCAUAGUGAAGGAGCUACAAUGACAUUUGGCUACGGGGGUAGCGGGGUAUUUAGUAGGAUAUUCCGCAGUUCUUCAACCAGAGCUUCCCAUC
Molecule: messenger RNA, 1816 nt
Organism: Mytilinidion resinicola
Lineage: Eukaryota; Fungi; Ascomycota; Dothideomycetes; Mytilinidiales; Mytilinidiaceae
Product: zf-C3HC-domain-containing protein
Exons: 2
Coding region: 46-1395 (449 amino acids)
Cellular component (GO): nucleus
Molecular function (GO): zinc ion binding
Source: RefSeq, a predicted model, not a curated record